Scleropages formosus (Asian bonytongue) is the source of this 602-nucleotide messenger RNA. Its product is annotated as small nuclear ribonucleoprotein Sm D3. The record is from RefSeq and is a predicted model, not a curated record. Gene Ontology annotation, biological process: spliceosomal snRNP assembly; RNA processing. Gene Ontology annotation, cellular component: spliceosomal complex. The transcript is spliced from 4 exons. Lineage: Eukaryota; Metazoa; Chordata; Actinopteri; Osteoglossiformes; Osteoglossidae. Bases 130 to 513 code for a protein of 127 amino acids. Gene Ontology annotation, molecular function: RNA binding.
CAAUGGGCACCGGAAGACGUUAGGAGUGUGUUCGUAAGGGUCACGUUGUGCUUUUGCGCUGAAGUGAAAGAUCGUCGGAAUCAACCAGGUUCAAGAAAAGGUGAAAGGUAAACUCCGAAGAAGGUCAAGAUGUCCAUAGGAGUUCCCAUUAAAGUGCUGCACGAAGCCGAGGGCCACAUGGUGACGUGCGAAACGAACACGGGCGAAGUGUAUCGGGGCAAACUUCUCGAGGCUGAAGACAACAUGAACUGUCAGAUGUCCAACAUCACUGUGACGUACAGGGAUGGCCGAGUGGCCCAGCUGGAGCAGGUCUACAUCCGAGGCAGCAAGAUCCGCUUCCUGAUCCUGCCGGACAUGCUGAAGAACGCGCCCAUGCUGAAGAGCGUGAAGAACAAGAACCAGGGCUCAGGGGCAGGACGAGGCAAAGCAGCCAUCCUCAAAGCACAAGUGGCUGCAAGAGGACGAGGUCGAGGAGGAAUGGGCCGUGGCAAUAUCUUCCAGAAAAGGCGGUAGUUGCUGCCCUCAAGUAUUUUUUUGUGGGUUUUUUUUUUCCACACCAAACUUUACUGUUUAACAAGUAGGUCUUUAAUGUGAUCAUUUAU